AAAGUAGCGGAGGGUCCGGAGAUCCGUUCAUUCUGCAACAGGUCAACACCACUAACGGUGGCCAAAGACAAAUGGCUCCAUCACUUCUGUCAACAACAGUGGGAAUUUUAAUGCUAUUUUCCUUCUCCUCUGCUCAAAUGAGAGGAGAUGGGAUUCCCAAUCAGGCUUGUCCCCAGUCAUGCACGCAGAGCGACCAAUUUGGCACGUAUUGCCCCACCACAUGUGGGGUAGCCGACUACCUUCACAAGUACAAGCCAGAGAUGGACCGGGACCUGGACGACAUGGAUAGGAUGCUGGCUGACAUAACCAAUCAGACAAAAGGAGCCGAGGAAACGGUGAUCUACAUGAAGGACUCGGUCACGUCAGCCCAGAAGAGCUCCCAGCCUGAUCAGUACUUUAAGAAGUCAUCAAGCAUGCUGGAUGAUGUCCUGCGUUUUGAGAAGAGCAUCAUAACACAAGAAGAGCAAAUCAAUGAACUUCUAUCUGCAUUAGAUUCCAACAAGAGGGCAAUGUUGGAUCUCAAACAGCUGUCCGUCCAACUGGAACAGAAAUGCAAAGAGCCAUGCAAGGACACUGUUGAGAUAAAGCCUACUACUGGCAAAGAUUGUCAGGAUAUUGCCAACAAAGGAGCCACUGCUAGUGGGCUGUACUAUGUGAAGCCAGUGAAGGCCACAGAGAGUUUCGUGGUCUACUGUGAGAUUGACACUUUUGGACGGGGCUUCACUGUCCUGCAGAGGAGACGUGAUGGAAGUGUGGACUUCAGCAAGGAUUGGAUACAGUACAAGGAGGGCUUUGGCUACCUCUCCCCUGAUGACACAACCGAGUUCUGGCUGGGCAAUGAGAAGAUCCAUCUACUCUCCACCCAGUCCUCCAUCCCCUAUGUGCUUCGGAUAGAGCUUGUUGACUGGGAGGGGAACAAAAAGUAUGCCGACUAUGCUAUGUUCAAAGUUGGGCCAGAGGUUGACAUGUACCGCCUUACCUAUGCCUACUACCACGGAGGUGAUGCUGGCGAUGCAUUUGACGGUUUUGACUUUGGCGAUGACCCCAGCGACAAGUUCUACACUUCGCACAAUGGCAUGCAGUUCAGUACGGCCGAAAAGGACAACGACAAGUUCCAGGGCAACUGUGCCCUCCAGGACGGGUCUGGGUGGUGGAUGAACCGGUGCCACGCCGGCCACCUCAAUGGCAAAUACUACACGGGUGGGAAGUACACAGAGAAGGAUGCUGGCGAGUUUGGCUAUGACAACGGAAUCAUAUGGGCCACUUGGCAUUCUCGCUGGUACUCUAUGAAGGAAACCACAAUGAAGAUCAUCCCCAUUAACAGGAUUGUGGGUGGUGAAGGGCAACAGUCUGGGGUCAAACAGUUUGGAGGACUGGGAGACAUCUAGAAAUACAUUAAAGGUUUUUUGACUGCCAUGCCUCUCACUGUUGCUGGGCCUACAUACACUCAUAUAAUCAUUAAAUACACUCAUGUUUCUCCUAUCUUAUAAUAUAUUUUUGUGAAUUACUUGGACCUGAUCUUCAUCUCAUUGCAAUUACACAAUCCAACUUUGGUAUACAUGUCCUUUGUGUCUUGUUGAGAACUUGUGAAUGCUGAAUUUGCAUGUUCUUCUAGAACUAAGUUUGGUUGGAUUUUGACUUAAUAAAUGUUGUCUUUUCUUAAUG
Hypomesus transpacificus is the source of this 1665-nucleotide messenger RNA. It is a transcript of the gene fgg, whose product is annotated as fibrinogen gamma chain. NCBI's taxonomy places the organism in Eukaryota, Metazoa, Chordata, Actinopteri, Osmeriformes, Osmeridae. The record is from RefSeq and is a predicted model, not a curated record. Gene Ontology annotation, biological process: protein polymerization; platelet activation; blood coagulation. Gene Ontology annotation, molecular function: signaling receptor binding. Gene Ontology annotation, cellular component: fibrinogen complex. Bases 72 to 1388 code for a protein of 438 amino acids. The transcript is spliced from 9 exons.